CCUCACUAGAUUUAAAUUCUCCUCACGUGAAUAUAUGCGUCUCAAUUAGCGCAUGAGUGCUAAUAUAGCCUAGCUUAUAUUUUAGGGAAAGGAAAAGGUUGCCGGAGAUCAGUCUGUGUGUCUGCUUUUGGUCCAACUGCUGGCAGGUUCUCUCAUGGGAGGCAGCUGUGGUUGAGAUGCACCGCCGCAAGAUGAGACGGCCGUCGUGUUCGCCAUGACUGAGGUCAACGCUGUUUCCAAACACGGGAUUCAAGCAGGACGCAGACGCAGUGGAUAGGGCGCUUUUCGGGGACGCAUACGGGGGCGAGAUCCCGAGCAGAUCCCGGGACCCGGACCAGAGUUACAUGACAAGCAAAGUCCCCCUCGCGGCCACGGUUGCGGAGCUAGUUAAAGGAGAUAACAAGACUGUGGGGAUAUUGUCCCCUGUGAGACAAAUGGGGGGUGAGGGAACCCCAGUGAAAGGUAAACCCCUCUCUGCUGACAACAUGGAGAACACUCAGAUGGCUCUGAACAACAAGAACCCUAAGGAUGCAGGUGGGGAUGACAGCGUGAAGGGGGUGGUCCCCGAGGUCCUCGGCACAGCAUCUAUUGAACUCUCCGCCGAGGGAAAGUGGAGGAAUAUCAGGAAGACCCCCGCCAAUCCACACACACAGGCCAACUGCCUCAGGCAGAUUCUCCUCCUCCAACUGGACCUCAUUGAACAGCAGCAGCAGCAGCUGCAGUCCAAGGACAAGGAGAUAGAUGAGCUUAAAGUGGACAAGGAGACGCUUCUUGCGCGCAUCGAGCGCAUGGAGCGUCGCCUGCAGCUGACGAAGAAGGACCCGCCACGUGACAAACGCCUUUUCCAGCCCCUGGAGCCAUGGACCCCCGACAAGGAGGACAUGUGGGAUCUGGACGUCGAGGCGAGUCCGCAGCCCAACGCAGCCACUCCGCUCCAGUUUAGUCGGGGUGGAAAAGGUCAAAAGAGGAAAUCUUGCUUUGGAGAUGCUAAAAUGCAAAAAUCACGGGGCAAAAGCGCCAAGCUCAGUCCCCAGAAACACGAAAUUCAGCCCGGUUCUCCCAAUCAAAGAGAGCUCCGCAGUAAAGAAACCCCCGAGAAGACCUUUCCCAUGAGGUCGGGGUUAGAAAGGGACCUCAUGCUCCCGUGCAAAGAGGAGCCCGAGCUGAGCUGUCAGAUUGAAGACCUGCCCUUCAUGUCUACUACAGAGAUGUACCUCUGUUGCUGGAACCAGCCGCCUCUCUCGCCAUUGCGUGAGACUUCCCCUAAAAAGGAAGAAGAGGUGGCCAGUGAGUGGACUCCUCAUGUAGUACAUGAUAUGCUGAUUGUUUUUCCAUCUUGGAGGGAAAAUCCCAUUGAGCCUCUGGACGAGGACCCCUCCUUUAUCCCUCCUGAGCCGCUGGACGACAACGUGUUUUUGAAACGGCACUUGAAGCUGGAGUUGGACGAGAAGAGGAGGAAAAGGUGGGACAUCCAGCGAAUCAGAGAGCAGCGCAUGUUCCAGCGUCUGCAGCAGCGCAUGAACAGGAAGAAGGUCGUCCCGGAGACGGAGCCCGAGCUCUCGUCCUUCUACCCCGACACUGAAGACGUUGAAACGAUAGUGAUCACUCCCUUCUUGCCUGUGGUGGCAUUCGGCCGGCCGUUGCCCAAACUCUCACAACAGAACUUCGAGCUACCGUGGCUGGAUGACAGAAGUCGCUGUCGCAUCGAGGUUCCCAAAAAACACACUCCUCACCGGACCUGUCGGAAGUGAAACCCUGUUGUGUGAGAGAUAGCGGAGAGACGCCGCUCCAUGCCCGGAUUAGAAAAUACUAUAUUUGUCUGGUGUGGAGAAGAAGAGGAGGGUGGGGGGGGCUAUGUAUAACUGCUGUUGCUUUCAGUCUAAAGUCUUGCCGCUGACCUCCUGCAGAAUAUCACACACGCAUGGGAGAUAUAGCUUAACACCCCUGUGUUAUGUGCAUGUUUGGCAACAUGUUUAAAACUCAUUUUGUAGCGGCUGUGCCAUUAAGAAAAAUGCCAAUUUCAUCACGUAAAAGUGGAGGUUUCUGUCACCAUAUUUGAAUUUUUUUAUGCGGCUGAUGGGAGGAAGUGGACUCUAGUCUUGAGCGCGUAAUAAAAACAAGAAAACGUGGGUUUCCAUCUUGACUUGAAAGUAGAGCUCAAGCUGUUCGCCGCGAGCGACUUUGAGUUCUGGGUCGUCCUGCCGCGCUAAUCCUUCUUGCCGUGGAAGAAAACCAAUAUCUAAAUCUGACUGUCGUACUGUGUACCGCCUAUAUCACAUGAUUUAAAUAUCAAUGUUUGGUUUCCCCUGGAAAGUGUUGCGGGGGGGAGAGGGAAGUCUGGGUCGGCCUGCUUGGUCUGCUGCCACCGUGACCCGGCCCCAGAUCUAGCGGAUGAGGAAGGAUGGACGUUUGGUGUGAUAUCUGGAGGUUUGAGUCACACUCGGCAUGAUGAUGUCAUAAUCAAAUAAUCACAGUUCAAUGUGAGGGAAAGCCUUUUACAAAAAGCAGUCAAAUGAUUGUUCAGUGUUCCUGAUUUGCUUCAUGAAGACAGCACAGCUGAUGAGACAGAUGGUCAACCCAGUGCUCUGCUUCUUAUUGUUUUUUUGCUUUGAUUUUUUAAGUGAGUUGCAUGGACUCUAUUUUAGCCGUUUCUAAUAAAUAAAAACAUUUAAAACAUGGUAGCAUGGCUGCAAACAACAACCUACGGAAUGUGGCGCGACGUCGCGGCUGCUCUGCUCGCGCCGGAGCCAGCUGAUAAAGUUAUGCAGUUUUGAUCGUUAGUUUCGCUUCUACUAUAAUAUUAAGCAGGUUGUGUGUAUGCCUGUUUGCUCCAGGCGUACACGGGGAACCAUUGUAGAGGAGACAUAAGCGUUGCUGCUUUAGUUCUAUAGAUGUUCACCAGUUUGCUCUUCGACAUGCUGCCAGUUAAUCUCUCACUGCAGUUUCUUCUUCGCUCGACCUAACAAGAUGCAAUCGCUCUCUGCAGCUUCCGCUCUUCGACCGCAGGUUUUGGAAAUAGUUUUUUUUCUUCUUUCUUUCAUUUUUCUGUACAUAGCUUCCAGAAACAAAUGUACAUAAAACAUGGCUGUUAUUUUUUUAUUAUUUAAUGUUGCAAGUGUUGAGUACAUUCAAUAUUGUUCUAUGAUUGUAUGUUGACAAAUUGACAGUUUUGAAAGUUACAUUUUUUGGAAUAAAAUUAACAUGUCUACGAGA
Pseudoliparis swirei is the source of this 3213-nucleotide messenger RNA. RefSeq names its product MSL complex subunit 1b (gene msl1b). The coding region runs from base 345 to 1751 and encodes 468 amino acids. The record is from RefSeq and is a predicted model, not a curated record. Gene Ontology annotation, cellular component: MSL complex. The transcript is spliced from 9 exons. Lineage: Eukaryota; Metazoa; Chordata; Actinopteri; Perciformes; Liparidae.